Penicillium olsonii is the source of this 633-nucleotide messenger RNA. Lineage: Eukaryota; Fungi; Ascomycota; Eurotiomycetes; Eurotiales; Aspergillaceae. The record is from the annotation of a GenBank genome assembly.
AUGGUUCUCGUGUCAUCCAAAACCCUUAUCCAGGUGCACGCUGUGCUCCUGCUCGUGAUAGCAGGCUACCUGAUUAAAAACCCGGAGAUGAUCGUCGACUCCGACAUGGUCUUUAUGAUGGGCGAGGCAUUGAAGAUCGAUUUCCCAUCUAUAUCAAGCCCCCAGCAAUCCCCCUUCACUUUUUGCGCGGUGCUGCUCUUCGUCGAAUCCUUGAUCGACCUCGUCCUACUAUCCAACAUCCCCUUCCACGAGGCCCUCGACGAGGCACUGCCCUACAUCCGACCACUAAGAAACGGAAACCUCCCUGCCGAGGACCUUCAAGUCCUCCACAACUUGCCGGAAUACAUCACCAAGUCAUUGACGGUGUACUGGGCCGUUUGGAUUGCUGUCGCGGGCUGCAAAUUUGCGGUUUACGCCGGUCUUGCCUUUUUCAUUUACCAGGGCCGCAUGGACGGAGUUUCGGCCUAUACUAGUGCAGCUGCGCUUGGAGGAUUGGACCUAUUGAGAAAUCGGGUCGUUUUUACCUUCGCUUUCCUGGAGAUGAUGUUUUGGUUCUGGGCCUUCUCUACCCUUCGCCAGGAGCGACAGGAGCGCCUGACCAAGCUGCUGGAAGACACUCGCAACAUGGAGUAA